Molecule: messenger RNA, 5289 nt
Organism: Myripristis murdjan (pinecone soldierfish)
Lineage: Eukaryota; Metazoa; Chordata; Actinopteri; Holocentriformes; Holocentridae
Gene: glcci1b
Product: glucocorticoid induced 1b
Exons: 8
Coding region: 1796-3292 (498 amino acids)
Biological process (GO): podocyte development
Cellular component (GO): cytoplasm
Source: RefSeq, a predicted model, not a curated record
AGAAUAGCGCACAAUAACAAGACUCUCUUGCUCUCUUCAUGUUCCUCUGUGCCACUCUUCAUCUGGCAUUGUACGGGAGGGCUUCCAGUAUAAGGGUGGGGGGUGGGGGUGGGGGGGGGGCAGAAGAGGAGAGGGAGGAGGCGGGGGUGUCUGUGUAUUCACCUCCCCACUCCAUGCCUGUGGUCCAUGAAAGAAGCUCCCCAGAAAACAGCAGCUGCUCGGCACUCUGACAAGACCCUCCAGAUUGUUCCCCCUCAUAAAGAACCUCAGCUGCCGGAACACUAUUGACUCAAAGAGGGCGAGAGAACAGACAGCCUGAGCCCUGUAACCCUCCCCACCUCCCACCCCAAUACAUAGAUUUGCUCUCUUUUCUCUCUGUUGCCCAAAUCGCACCCAAAAUAUGCAUACCACACAUCAAUCCAGGGAUGGAUGGGCGCCGUCUGUGCGGACGGCCAUGUGUAAGCCGCAUUGUAGAUGGGUUUUCUCUCUUUCUCUGCCACCCUCCCCUCCCUGUCACCAACCUAGGGAGGCAUUGUAACUGAGAGGGGGCCUGCACCACUGCUGGCUAAAUGACUUAGUCAUGGAGAGUGGGGGUGGGGGGCUGGGGGCGGAGGGGGGCACAGGAGCUACUGUAUGCUGCUUUCACCAUGCGUCUCAAACCGGUGUGGGAGGUUUUAGAGGCCUGCUGCCCUUUUGUGAACCGUGUUGGAGUAGGGCUGACAAAUUGGCGAGCUGUGUGGCGUUUGGAAAACAGCGUUACUCAGAUUUCAUCCUCUCUGUGUUUCUGUCUUUGAAAAUAAAUUCAGAGUGACAAAUUGGAGCACUUCUGAAUGGGGUGUUUUCCAUAGGUUUACAUAGUUGUUGUUUUUUUAUAUAGAUAUAUUAUUAUUAUUAUUAUUAUUACAUUUCAUAUUGCACGUUUGUUCUCUGAACAUCAUCGACUGUUCUUGGCUUAAACAUAAUGCAUUUCACACGUAUUUCUCAAAAGGACACCCACACCCACACAGUCCCAAACCAUGAUGGCUGAUACACUGAGCAGUAACACUUGGGGGAAAACAAUAGUACACUUCAGUCUUCAUGACAAAAGCAAAACAUCACUGGUGUGAUAAUAUGAUGUACCUUGAUUUUUUUCUUAUCCGAGUAAUACUGCUAUACUGCAGCUACCACAUCACAAUAUGAGUAGUUUUGCAAAGUACAGUUUACAUUUUCACCAGAAACUUUGCCCAUACUUGCCCAUACUUAUAACACUGCUCCACAGUGAUUGGCUGAAAGUAUAGUCCAUAGACAACAUUGCACCAAUGAGCGGCGUUACUGUACAACUCUGUGGGCCAAUCAGAAGGCCAGAAUGAAAGAGCGUAACCCGCCCACGUGCAUCAGCCAGUAGUCUUGCUGAUACAACUGUCAUUUAGACAAGAGUGGACAUGGGGAAGGCAGGGCGAGAGCUGAAAAACAGAAAUUAUACAUAGCACGAGUGUUAAAAAAAAUAACUUAAGUUACGUAUGUGAUGGUUAUGGAUUCGAUUGACAUGCGUUAAUAUCCUCAAGGUAAGUUUUUACACCAGAAAACGCUCGUCACUGUUAUUUUCCUCGAGGGCAAGAGCUGAAAAUUUUUCAAAAAAGGAAGCUAACAUUUUUUUGUUGCUUUUUACCCUCUUUGCUAACGAGCUAAUGUUUAUCUUACUGUUUCCCCACCGCCGCCGCCACCACCUCCACCUCCACAGAGGCAGCAACUUCAGGCGGUGCGUUGUUCUUUGUGCGACAGGGUUAACGUUACAAAUUGAAGCCUAAGCAGGAGGAUGUCAGCUCCCAGUAACUCGCUUCAGCAGCCGAGAGUGAGACGUAGCAAUGCGGGCUCCCCCGGCUCAUCCAGCAACAGCUGCCGCUUGCACCCCAUCCGUGCCACCGUGCCCUACCAGCUCCUCCGCGGGGGUCAGAGCAGCCCGACGCGGACGCAGACCCUCUGCGUCGGAGGCAGCAGCGGACCCACGAACAGCCGAGGCUCCAGUCCCCCCUCCAGCCCUAUUCUGAGUUCAGGAAAUGCAAAUGCAAAGCAGAGACUGUCCCCUGAAAAUAAGGACUCCUGUCCCCCCGACUCACCAGUUUGCAGAGGAGAGCGGUCGAAGUUACAGGUUCGGAGUUCCAGUGCCAUCCGGCGGACGUCUUCCCUGGAUGCCAUCACAGGGCCGUACCUAACUGGCCAGUGGCCUCGAGACUCCCAUGGACCCUACCCUUCCUGUAUGAAAGACAAAGCCACACAGACUCCAGGUCUUUGGAUCGAUGAGGUGGCCGACCAGGGAAGUCCCCACCAGCGCUCAGCCUCCUGGGGCAGCGCAGAUCACCUGAAAGAGCAGAUUGCUAAACUGAGACUGCAGCUGCAGCGCAGCAAGCAGGUCAGCCGGCAGAGCAAAGACAGGGAGCAGAGCUCACUGCAGCUGCCGCAACAGGCGCAGCACGGCUCUGCAUGCCAGCCUCAGUCCAAGGGAACCUCAUCAGUCUUGUCAACUAUCCCCUUGCCAAAGUCCCUGAUAUCCAGAGUGCCCAGCAGUGUCGAGGGCAUCAACCAUGAACUAGAAAACGUAUUUAUCAGAGAGGACUGGGAGCAGGGGAUACAGGCCAUGGACGUGCUGGAUGGCCGCCGCGCCCCCUUCCCUCCUCAUCACUACAGUAGCGGCGGGGACACACGUGACACGGACACCCAGGCCCCCUCCAGCGGUGACUCCAGCCCGUCGCCCCGCCCCUGCAGCGCCGACCACCUCCACUCCCCUGAUGGAAGCCCCUGCUCUGCAGACGAUAAAGACAGUGGGUGCAGCUCUCCUCUGCCCAAAUUUGCCACUUCUCCCAGACCGAACAACAGCUACAUGUUCAAACGGGAGCCUCCAGAGGGCUGCGAGAGGGUCAAAGUGUUUGAGGAGAUGGUGUCUCGCAAAUCAAAAGGCUUCCCCCUCUUCUCAUGCCCAGACAAAAACAAGGUGAACUUCAUUCCCCGAGGCUCUGCCUUCUGCCCUGUCAAACUCCUCUGCUCCUCCCUCUUCUCCUCCGUCUCCCCCUUGUCCUGCUCCUCCGCCGCCCCCAGCCCCCAUGGCAACAGCGGCCCGGGGCUUCAGGUGACCCCGACUCUGCCCACCGCACCGCUACCCACCUCUCAGUCCUCUGCUGACUGGAGCCCCGACACAGACACCGGCAUACACACAGACAACAGCACAGACAGCCUGAGCCCCGACACGGGCCCAGACUCUGAUAUAAGCACAGACGUGGGGAAAGAUGGCGCUGCACACUUGCUCCUCACCAGCUAGUCCUCAGGUAUACAUGACCAAAACACUGAGAGAUGCAGUGACUAACGUUGGUCAGAUGGCAUGGUUUUGAAUGAAAAUAUAUACCCUUGCACUCCGUUAACCCUAACGUUAGCCAGCAGGGAGUGCCCAAGGUCUAUAAAUGACAAAGUUGAGCCAUGAUUUGUGGAAAUGAACAACACAUGGGUGGAUAUGGGGCCAGGAUCCGGCAGGACCAGCAUUUUUUGCUUGGUCCAACAAGAAUUCUGGUCCCAGUGUUUGUCCCAUGCAUUGUCAAGGAAACAUGAUUGUUUGGUCAUUGUCAUUUAGACCCACAAGUGUCCCGGCCUUGGGAGUGGCCUCCCGUCGUCCAUCACUAAUCUAGCUUUCUCCUCUGCAUCGUGACAACACCCAUAACAGAAAUAGCUUUUUUUUUUUUUUUCUUUUCUUUUUUUUUUUGCAACAACAUAGAUGACCGCACAGUGUUCUGUAGCCAGCAGUUUUAUCAAGGUAAAAAUAAUUCAAAAUAUUUAAUUGUUUUUUUUUUUCUAACCAGCUGUUCAGUGUUCAGCAAGAUGAUAUCGAAAUUACAGGUAAUUUUAUUGACAGAACAACCAAAAUAAUAAUAAGAAUUUAAAGAAUAAAAGAAAAAAAAUACCAUGCCUGUUUAUAUUGCAAAUACAUUGGGAUUUCUUACAGUUACAGCACAAUGCCCCAUAUUACCUACAGUAUUUGCACUUGUUUAGACUUGGCUCAAGAUGAAAUAGACCAUAGGAUUUUUUUUUUCUCCCCUUUGCAAAAGCACUUAAACACACACUGGCCCUUUGAAACCAGCAGCAGCAUAAGUGCAGGCUCUACCCAGCCGAGACAGAGGGCCAGACUUAGAUCUGCCUAUCUGGUCAGAUUGCUAUUAAAACUUGGUGAGCGCUACAACAUGCAAAUGACAGCUGUUCUAUCCAAUGACCAAAUAACCAGUUACAAAGCACACGACUCCCUCAUUGCCUUGUUUUAUUGCCCCCCCGCUGCCCACAAGAAUAAACUCAGGUCAUGUGGAAUGUACUUUCUUGGACUAUGUUGCCUUUUCCCAGUGUUCAUUACAUUUUCCUAGAGUAAGAAGACAUUCCAUGGUCUUUAACCGAGAUGCUUUUUGCUGGAGAGGCUAUCGCCGACUGAAUCAAACGGUCGCCGCCGCGCGUGACCGACGACUUUUGCAUAAACAUGUUCAGGUUAGAGAGUUUCAGGUGCUCUGACAAUUACUAUGUAUUUGUUUCAGCCCUUUGUAAAAUAUGUACCAAAGCAGAAUGCAAAACCGUACAAGGCCCAUCAUUUAUUGGGAACAUGACAGGCACAAUUUCUGUGCCAGAAGCAGAAUGUGUAUGUGUGUUUUGUUUUGUUUAGAAACAGAUGAGCAACAGACAAACACUGUUUCUUAGUGUUUCAAACAUAGACGCUAAAAAGAUAAACCAAGGCUAAGCACUUACUUGCAAGUGAGAUGAUAAUCACUAUUUUAAGACUAAUUUGCAAGGUAAAACAAUCAGAUAUUGAGUGUGUGCAAUUGAUUUUUGUUUGAAUUAAAGCUACACUAACAAUGUUUGAAUAACCACGAUUGGAUAACAAGAUCCAAGCAGUUAUACGUAAACUUUGCCUGGAGCAAUCCACCGCCAGAACAUAUGGAAAAAAAUACAGUGGAAAUGGACCAAGCAAACUUUGAAUGGGAGAGAAAAUGCCGUAAACUAUUUCUCAUUCCAGAAUUACAGUCUGGCUCACCACUUGCACACAGAAACACAAAUAUCAACAGUAUAUGCAACACAUUCCACACAAACUAAGUUUCAAUACUGUGUUUGUUUUGCUUGCAGCUCCACGAGUUUAAAUCAUACUAAUUCUGAUUUUAUUCACAUGCUCAUUGUGCGGUGCAGUUACGCGACGUUUGCCAUGUUUGCCACUAAUAAUUAAGUUCUCCUGUGUAUUACACGUUUUUAUGUAGAUCUUGUGUGUUUUUCAAUAAAGGAAAUGAAAAUCUC